UCUCCCCUCGGGGAUAAAUGACCGGCGGGGAUGGCGGCCUGUUGACAUCGAUUUCUGACGUGCUCCUCGUUUCAUCCCCGAAUCCACCGCAAGACUCAUCUACAUUGACUCAAAACACUUUCACACCGCUCGUAUCGCUUUUCCUUUCUUUCACAUCUGCAUUGAGUAGGUCUCUUCAAGAUUGAGCAUGUCAGGGAAUCAGAAGCAGCCAUUACAUAUCAUUGUCAACCCCGCCGCGGGGCAGGGAAAAGGUCCAGCUUUCCUGGAUGAACAUAUCAUCCCCAUCCUCAACCACUUUCGACAGUCUUACAAAGUGUACCCCACAACUGCGCCGCUUCAUGCUGGAGAGAUAGGGCGGUCGAUCUUGGAUUCGCGCCGUGAGCUUGGAAAAGGCGGUGAGCCUGUAGUAGGUGGAGAGAGGGACGAGCCGAAUGUAGUGAUCAUAAUAGGCGGUGAUGGGACGGCGCACGAGUUGAUUGAAGGUGUCACUGUUGAUCAACAAGCAGAGAAUGAAGAUCAAGGAUGGGGACGUUGGGAGCUUAUUGUGUUACCUUUCGGGACCGCAAACGCGCUUUAUUACUCCCUCUUUCCCCCUAGCGACCCUUUGCCGGAUACAUCUAUCCUGUCUUCCCUCCCUUACCGACCUUCACCGGAGGUGACCGCUCAAAUUUUGCCUCUGGUUUCAUUUUUGAAAAGGUCGACGUCUCCGCUUCCUUUACCAAUUACACUCACCACUCUUUUACCGCCCCCAUCCCCGCCCCACGACGUGGCCCCUAAAACAAGCCGAAACAUCAAACCGAUCCCGACCCAUGUAGUCCUUUCAACUUCCCUCCAUGCUGCGAUCCUCGAAUCUUCUGAGAAACUUCGGGAGACGCAUCCGGGAAACGAGCGGUUUCGGAUCGCGGCGCAGGAGAGUAUGGGCAUUUUCUUUGACGCGAGCGCCUGGCUUUUUGGUUCAGGCUCUAAAGUCGGAGGAGAAGAAAGGGUGAAGGUGGAUGUGGAGCAGUGGGAUCCAAGGGUGGGAAGCUGGGUGAAGCCGUUUACGGAGCACCGCGCACUUGUUGAUGAGGGUGGAAAAAAUGGAAAGGGCAUAGAAUUGCAAGGUCCAUUUGCGUAUUUUACGUCUACCGCUACAGUCAGUCGGUUUGAGCCCGCUUUCGUCAUUUCUCCACUUACUUCCCUCCGCCCCCCUCCCUCCCAGCAAAUCCAACAAGACAAAAACGCAGAUGGUGAGGGAUCAAGAGAUAAUAAGAAUGAGUACAUUUACAUCACUGUCCUCCGGCCUUUACGCGAUCCAUGCGUCCUCUCCACUUUCCCUGCCUCGUCUGGCAGUGAUCAAUCCGAACGACCAGACCGAGGGGAUCGAAGCGAAAGAUGGGCAAAAAGGGCACACGAAGUGUUGGGAAAAGCGUACCAUAACGGGGCGCAUAUCGAUUUGACGUAUCCACUCAACAAGGGGGAGAACAAGGGCAAUGUAUCAGGAGAAGGAGAUGGAGAGGAGGGUUGCGAAGCAGAGGUAAAAGGCCAAGGAGAACCAGUAGUCGAGUUAUACCGCUGUGCAGCCUUUUCAUGGAAGCCUACCGCCAUUACCCAAACCGACAGAACCAAAGAAAAAGGGAGUGAGAGGGCGAGACUAGUUUGUGCGGAUGGGGCGAUACAUCGGAUCCCCGAGGGAGGCAAAGCGGAGGUGGGAUUAAUGGUACCGAGUGAAAAAGGGGGGUUUUAUGUUUGGGCAUAAUACUAACAGGAUGCAGGGGAGGCAGGGGGGUUUGUAUACAGAAAGCGCCGGUAAGCAGGAGAGGAAGACUGGUUUAUUGUACAUAAAGAAAUAGAGGAUAUAGAAUAAAUAAGAGGAAUUAAUUUGUAGGUAUGAAGGGUACGUUUACAUGAAGUUAGGGUUAGAAUAGAUUCUUUUUCAGCGAGUAACUAGUCCCAAUUUAUCUAUUCUCUUCCGGAUGUCAUUUACACACCAAUGCAAAGCACUGCGAACAAUGCGC
Molecule: messenger RNA, 1997 nt
Organism: Cryptococcus deneoformans JEC21
Lineage: Eukaryota; Fungi; Basidiomycota; Tremellomycetes; Tremellales; Cryptococcaceae
Product: expressed protein
Exons: 3
Coding region: 188-1738 (516 amino acids)
Biological process (GO): sphingosine biosynthetic process
Cellular component (GO): intracellular membrane-bounded organelle; cytoplasm; membrane
Source: RefSeq, a predicted model, not a curated record